This is a messenger RNA of Ziziphus jujuba (common jujube), 2115 nucleotides long. RefSeq names its product jasmonate-induced oxygenase 4. Lineage: Eukaryota; Viridiplantae; Streptophyta; Magnoliopsida; Rosales; Rhamnaceae. The transcript has 3 exons. Bases 609 to 1664 code for a protein of 351 amino acids. The record is from RefSeq and is a predicted model, not a curated record.
AUUUAGGGAUCAAAAUACCAAAACAUUCAAAAAUUAAAAUACCCAUAUAUGCAUAGCUAGAAGGAAAAUACGCCAAUUAUCCGUUACACAUAGAUUCAGAGCCUAUCUAUUAUCUUAUGAAGGCUACAUCCAUAUGCAGUAUAGAAGGCCGCUUUGAUUUUCUUCUUGUUCUUCUUUUCUUUUCUUUUUUUUUUUUUGGUUUUUUGUUUUCUGGAUGCUUCCCAUGCCCUUCGUUGGAAAAUGUUGAAACGUUUAUUACGAUGACAAACUUUGGCUAUCAAGUUUAGUUUCGAUAAGGAUUCUUUUAGUCUUUUUCUUUAUUUAUUCAUUUAUUUAUUUGUUAAUCUUUUUGAAUAUCCAUUUCCAUACUCAACCCACACCGGACCCCUUACAAUUUCAUCGAGAAGUUGUUGAAAAAUACUGGUCGUCUCUUUCGAUCAGAUAGGGAGGUGCUAUAGUGAGUGUUUGGGGCCUUCUGUUGUGGGUCGAACACUCAGGAGAGCAGGGGGAAGUGCUAUAGUUUGUGUUAAAGCCCCAAUUUUCCAUUUGCUUCAAGCAACCACAAUCUAGGAACCAUCUUUACUGUGUCACUCUGUGUAUCCGGAACAAUGGAACUAGCUGAUCAACUCAACAGAGUCCAAGGCAUAGUCCAAGCUGGCCUCACCCAAGUCCCUCCCCAGUACAUCCAACCCCCCCAAAACCGACCCAUCCGUGCUCCUCUAUCACCAUCCAUAACUGUUCCUGCAAUUGACCUUUUCGGUUUUGACCCGGACCGUAGGGAUUCAGUUCGAGAAUCUAUUGGGCAUGCUUGCAGAGAAUGGGGUGCCUUCCAUGUCACUGGCCAUGGAAUCCCCAUUGAGUUGCUUAGGCGCGUUAAGGAAAUAGGCCUCACCUUCUUUAACAACAGCUCCAUUGCCGAGAAGCUCAAGUAUGCUUGCGAGCCCAACUCUGCAGCCUCUGAGGGCUACGGAAGCCAAAUGCUGGAGCGUGAUGACACCAUUCUUGACUGGAGGGACUAUUUUGAUCAUCAUACCCUGCCUCUUUCUCGUCGCAACCCUUCAAGGUGGCCCCACUCACCAGCAGAUUACCGGCAGGUGAUCGCCGAGUACAGUGAUCGAAUGGGCUCACUGGCAAAAGACAUUCUGGGGUUGGUUUCGGAGAGCCUAGGGCUUCAAACUCGGUGCAUUGAGGAUGCGGUUGGAGAGUUCUAUCAGAACAUUACUACUAGCUACUACCCACCUUGCCCUCAGCCAGAGCUUACAGUGGGUUUGCAAGCGCAUUCGGAUUUCGGUGCAAUUACUUUGUUGAUCCAGGAUGAUGUAGGGGGCCUUGAGGUUCUGAAGGAUGGAGAAUGGGUGCUUGUGCAGCCAUUAGGUGAUGAUGCCAUUGUUGUUCUUUUGGCUGAUCAAACCGAGAUACUAACCAAUGGGAAGUACCGGAGUGCUCAACAUAGGGCCGUGACAAAUUCCACUCGAGCACGGCUUUCUGUGGCUACUUUUCAUGACCCAGCAAAGACAAGGAGAGUAUCUCCAUGUUCGGAUCUUAUUGAUGAUUCUUCUCCUUGUAUGUACCGUGAGGUUUUAUAUGGGGACUAUGUAUCCUCAUGGUAUACAAAGGGUCCAGAAGGAAAACGCAACAUUGAUGCACUUUUGCUCCAGCCUUAGAUUGUUCAAAAUCUCCAGUCCUAUCUUUCUUGGGUUAUUCUAAUUUUUCUUCACCAUCAAAUUUUUUUCCAAUGGAAUCACAGAGCUUUUUCUGGACUCUGUGUGAGAGACUAUAGUUUCAACUCUCCUAUCCAUACUUCUUCCUUUCUCUAGAGGCAGUGGACAAACAAGUCUGAUUCUUUUAACAAAUUAAUUCACAGUGGUGUAGAUGAAUUUAUUUAAUUUUCUUUAUUUUUUUGGGUAAAUAAAUUUAUAUAUUUUUCUUGCUUCACUUUUUUCUAGACCAAUUCAGAUUUCAGAUCAGCUGGUAGUGGUUGACGUGAUGUAACAUCUGGCUACUCUGUGCCAACCUAGCCUUGUCAUUGGCAUGAUUUACAUCCAUUGGAAUGCUUUACUGUUUUGGUGUUUAUGUAUGUGAGAUUGAACGUGCAAUUUCUUAGCUGUGGUGUGA